AUGGCUGAUAGCCAAGACGUUCAAAAGGAACAAGCUGACGCUAGAGGCCGGGUUUCUGCGGUCUUCAAGACUAAGCUGCGUCCUCGCUUCAUCGGACCGUUUAAGGUCGUGGCCAAGAAGGGCCUUGCGUACACGCUUAACCUUCCCAAGAAGAUGCGCACACACACAGUGUUUUACGUGGGCUUGCUCAAGUGUUACCGCGAC
Molecule: messenger RNA, 204 nt
Organism: Phytophthora sojae
Lineage: Eukaryota; Oomycota; Peronosporomycetes; Peronosporales; Peronosporaceae
Exons: 2
Source: RefSeq, a predicted model, not a curated record